Molecule: messenger RNA, 2765 nt
Organism: Labeo rohita (rohu)
Lineage: Eukaryota; Metazoa; Chordata; Actinopteri; Cypriniformes; Cyprinidae
Product: E3 ubiquitin-protein ligase TRIM39
Exons: 6
Coding region: 283-1701 (472 amino acids)
Molecular function (GO): zinc ion binding; protein binding
Source: RefSeq, a predicted model, not a curated record
UCAAUGCAAGACCACACACACACACACACUAGUGACUCAGCAACCGACUCUCACUCUACAAUCUGAAGUGAAACUCUCCACACAGACACCAUUGCAUAUAAACAACUUAGAGCUUGCUUCAAAAUAACUCGCUUAUAAAUAGCCCACCGACUAUCCAAACGGGGAUUUCCUUUGAUACCCAGUGCACAGCAGUGAUUGUGCAACAACCGAAGAGCUGCAGACCAGACGUUGAGAGAAGAAGGACAUUUAGAAGACGACAGCAAGAUCCAGAAAAUUACCGUAAUGUCAGACGAUCAGCCCUCUUCACCCUCCAGUGACUCCUUGUGCCCAGGCUGCCAGGGUGAAGGGUCGCUCCUGCUGCCCUGCGGACACACUCUGUGCCAGGCUUGCCUUCAGCUGUGCCAGGAUGAGCUCGGGCAGGACCGUCCAGGCUGUACGGAGUGCUACGGGCGUGAGCUGCUGGACAGCGUGCUGAAGGGGCUCCUCGACUCGCUGUUUCAAGGGCAGCCGCGGCGGGUGGGAAACGGGGUGGAGGGCGGAGAGGCGGCGGAGGAUGAAGACCUGUGCAGACAGCAUAGAGAGAGACUGACUCAGUACUGUAUGGAGGACGAGGAGCUGAUCUGUGAUCAGUGUCAGGGCGAGGAACAUGAAGAUCACGAGUGCAGCUCCAUAGAGGAGGCCACACAAGAGUGUAAGAGGGAGUUGAGAGCAGCUCUCAGACCCCUGCAGGAGAAACUGGAGAUGUUAAAUACAGCCAAGCAAACCUGCCAGGAAACUUCAGAACACAUCAGGAGACAGGCCCAGAACACAGUGCGUCUGAUAAAGGAGAACUUUGAAAAGCUCCACCAGUUCCUGCAUGAUGAGGAGAUCUCAGUGCUGAGAGCCCUGAGUGAGGAAGAGGAGCAGAAGAGCCAGAAGAUGAAGGAAAAGAUGGACAAACUAACAGACGAGAUCAUGACUUUAAGAGAAGCCAUUAGUUCCACAGAAGAGGCCAUGAGCGCUGAUGACAUGGCGUUUCUCAAGAACUACAAGAAGACUUCAGAACGGACGGACUGCACCGUUCAGGAUCCAGUGGAAAUUUCAAGAGCUUUGGUUGAUGUGGCCAAACACAUCGGUUCACUCAAGUUCAGAGUAUGGGAGAAGAUGCAGUCCGCUGUAACAUACACCCCCGUAAUUUUCGACCCCAACACCGCAGACGUCUGCGUCACUCUGUCCGAUGACCUCACCACCAUCCGCUACACCGAAGAAGACCAGCAGGUCCCGGACAACCCCGAGCGCUUCUGCUUCUACGAGUGCGUCCUGGGCUCCGAGGGCUUCAGCUCAGGCCGGCACAGCUGGGACGUGGAGGUGGGCGACUGCAGCGAAUGGGCGCUCGGGGUGGUAAAAGAAAGCGUGCAGCGUAAAGAGUGGUUCCCACCGAGUCCCGAGCGCGGCAUGUGGACCAUCUGCCUGUAUGGAGGAGAGUACCGCGCACGGACGGCCACCAGCGCUCCUCUGAUGCUCAAGAAGAAACCUCAGAAGAUACGGGUUCAGCUCGACUGGGAGGCCGGAAGAGUGAUGUUCUCGGACGCCGGUGACAACUCAAUGCUGUACAAGUAUAAGCACAAGUUUACGGAAAAAGUGUUUCCAUAUUUCUCCAAUACAUGUAAGAGACAUCCACUGCAUAUUUUAGCAGAGAAGGUGUCGGUGUACACGGAGUAACUCAACAGACAUUUCAUUACUGACAUUUUUCUGCGUUGGAAGGACUGAACUAGUAUGAGAAUGACUUAAAGGGAUAGUUCACAAAAAAUGACAAUUCUGUCAUCAUUUACUUACCUAAAGUUGCUCCAAACCUGUAUGAAUUUUUAUGCUGAACACAAAAGAAGAUAGUUGGAAGAAUGUGGUUAUUAUUUUGUUUUGUUUUGUUUUGUUUUAUGUUAUUUUAUUUUUUGUUUAAUUUAAUUAAAUUAAUUAAUUUAUUUAUUUGUUUAUUUCAGGUAACAAUUUCCAUUUUUGGAUGGACUAUCCUUUUAACAAGGACUAUCAGUUUCCUUUUUAUUUAUUUUAUUUUAUUUUAUUUUAUUAUCUUAUUUUAUUUUAUUUUUUCAGGCAACAGUUUUCAUUUUGGUUGAACUAUCCUUUUUAACAAGCAUAUUUUAUUUAUUUUGUUUUAUUUCAUUUUAUCAGGUAUCGUUUACCAAGCUUAUUAUUUUAUUUUAUUCAAUUUUGUCAGGUAACAAUUUCCAUUUUUUGGUGAACUAUCCUUUUAACAAGCUUAUUUUAUUUUAUUUUAUUUAUUUUAUUUUAUUUUUUUCAGGUAACAAUUUCCAUUUUUGGGUGAACUAUCCUUUUAACAAUCUUAUUUUAUUUUAUUUUAUUUUAUUUUAUUUUAUUUAUUUUUUUCAGGUAACAAUUUCCAUUUUUGGGUGAAUUAUCCUUUUAACAAGCUUAUUUAUUUUAUUUUAUUUUAUUUAAUUUAUUUAUUUAUUUAUGUUUCAGGUAACAAUUUCCAUUUUUGGGUAAACUAUCCUUUUAACAAGCUUAUUUUAUUUUAUUUUAUUUUGUUUAUUCAGAUAACAAUUUCUAUUUUUCAGUGAACUAUCCUUUUAACAAGCUUAAUUUAUUUUAUUUUAUUAUUAUUUUAUUUUAUUUUAUUUUAUUUUAUUAUUUUAUUUAUUUAUUUAUUUUUUUAAUUUUUUUUUUCAGGUAAAACUGUUUAUUUUUGAGUCAACUAUCCUUUUAACAAGCUUAAUAUACACUACCUUUUUUUUUUUUUUUUAAGCAAA